Molecule: messenger RNA, 8850 nt
Organism: Mesocricetus auratus (golden hamster)
Lineage: Eukaryota; Metazoa; Chordata; Mammalia; Rodentia; Cricetidae
Gene: Mpped2
Product: metallophosphoesterase domain containing 2
Exons: 7
Coding region: 448-1332 (294 amino acids)
Molecular function (GO): hydrolase activity
Source: RefSeq, a predicted model, not a curated record
CCGCUCGCGCUCCCUUCGCUCGCCGCGCCCUCGCUGCCUCUCCUCGCCCCCUCGCUCGCUCUCUCCCCACAUCGAGGCUGCACUGGUCCUCUCCAUCUCCCCCCCAGCAGCGACCCCGCGCCCCGCUCGCACCGCGUCCCCGCGCUACCCUCCAGGCCCUGGAUCGGCGGCGGGGACCUUCGGGGUCGAAGGUUCUGGCCCGCCCGCGCCCCUCGCCCCUGUCGCCCCCAGCUCUGCUCCCAGCCGGUUCGGGUGGCUCGGCGAUGGCUCGCCCGCACACGGGGCGCUGAAGGCAUCCCGGAGACCCGGAGCACAAGCCCGGGAAAGAACGCACAGCAGAAUUGAUGAGUAGAUCCUUGGACUCAGAGGUUGGCUGAAACACACCAUGCCUGCUUCCAGCUUUUGCUCCAGAGAGUUGUGAAUUGCUCAUGCCUAUAGGGAGGAAGGAUGGCACAUGGGAUUCCUUCUCAAGGCAAAGUUACCGUAACGGUGGAUGAGUAUAGCUCAAACCCCACCCAGGCAUUCACACACUAUAACAUCAACCAGAGCAGAUUCCAGCCGCCACAUGUACAUAUGGUCGACCCCAUCCCAUAUGACACUCCAAAACCAGCGGGCCACACGCGGUUUGUCUGCAUCUCAGACACACACUCCAGAACAGAUGGUAUCCAGAUGCCUUAUGGGGACAUCCUUCUCCACACAGGCGAUUUCACCGAGCUGGGACUGCCCUCAGAGGUUAAGAAGUUUAAUGACUGGUUAGGAAACCUGCCAUAUGAAUAUAAAAUUGUGAUUGCUGGGAAUCAUGAACUGACAUUUGAUAAGGAAUUCAUGGCAGACCUCGUUAAACAGGACUACUACCGUUUCCCCUCUGUGUCCAAAUUGAAACCAGAGGAUUUUGACAAUGUCCAGUCCCUCCUGACUAACAGUAUUUACUUGCAAGAUUCAGAGGUAACCGUGAAGGGAUUCAGGAUAUAUGGUGCACCUUGGACCCCGUGGUUUAAUGGAUGGGGCUUUAACCUACCCAGAGGCCAGUCUCUGCUGGACAAAUGGAACCUCAUCCCUGAGGGCAUCGACAUACUCAUGACACAUGGACCUCCUUUAGGUUUCCGGGACUGGGUUCCAAAGGAGCUUCAAAGGGUUGGCUGUGUGGAGCUCUUAAACACAGUCCAGAGGCGAGUUCGGCCCAAGCUCCAUGUGUUCGGUGGAAUUCAUGAAGGGUACGGCAUCAUGACCGACGGGUACACCACCUACAUCAAUGCCGCAACCUGUACAGUCAGCUUUCAACCGACCAACCCUCCAGUUAUUUUUGACCUUCCAAACCCGCAAGGCUCCUAAAGCUCUCAGCAUCCUAUUGGAAUGUGAGGGACGGUCUACAAACUGCCAUUUUUCUAAUUAUAAACUUACAUCCUCUGACUUGUUUAUUUUCAAAUCCUGUGCGUUCUUUUUGUAAAUUGUUGGAACAGGAAAAAACAAACAAACAAACAAACAAGCCGAUGCUAGAGUUGCGCCGCCUCUUUUUGCUUUUUAAGUGGGGUAUCCAUUUGAAAUCAAAGGAACAUUGUGAAUUUGUAAAAUGACUUCUGUUUGCUCAAAGGCCACGCCAUUGUAAAGUGUUAGUGUUUGCCAAAGGACAGCCAAACUUUCUUUAAAAAAUGAUUUUAAAAAGUCUUAUUUGAAUAUGCUUUAAGCUGAGAGAAAAAGAUUUAAAAAGAAAGAAACACAUAGCAGUGUUUUGAAAACCACCCAGAUUUGCACAACUCUUUGAGUACUGUUUGAUGUGUUUUGUUGUUGUUUUCUUGGUGUUAUUUCAUUUUUAUUUUGCAGAUGUGGCUCCGAUUUAGAGCAAGCUACACAGAAGUAGGUCUGGAAAAAAACCUUAACUUCAUGCUGGCUGUAAAGAAGACUGUGCCCAAGGUGGGGGACAGUCCUCAUUCACAGGCUUAGCCAGAGAGGUCCAUGUCAUGGCUAUACACACUCUCAUUGUUCGUUUCUUUCUUUUAAAUUAUUUGAGCUUUAAAAAUAUGGAAGCAAGAAUCUGUCAAGAGCAGAUAUUCAUGCAAGGAAAAGAGUGUGCAGACUCCUUUUCAACGUGGACUUAUAUAUGUAUAAAUAUUUUUGUGCAUUAUGACUAAGUUAGGAGUUUAAUAUUGCCAUGGACAGUACAACUGCAAAGCAGGGCUAUGCGGCAGCGCAUCAGAAGUCCGAAGGAACUGACCCGUCCUUUCUCUGAACGCAAGGUCUUAAAGAGCUUGAGUUCAGUCUAGGUACAGUAACCAGUGUGUACAGACUUCAGCGGAUGCAUUGGAAGCGAACUAAACAAGGCUUAGUCGUCCUUUCUAUUUAAAUGCCCUGCGUUGUCUUCUCACUUCCUCCUCCCCCUCCCAUUUUGCACUGUGUGUUGAUGCAAUCUUCGCUAGCACAAAAUGCUGUCGCUAAUAAUCUUUCUGUUCUCUCAUUGUCAAUGCCAUUGAGCUCUAUUCUAUUUUAUGUUACCUUAAAAUUUAGGAAAGCAGUUGUUUUCUUUAAAUUUAUUGUGAUAUUCUAUAUCUAGCGGCCUUUAUAUGCAAAUAAAAUUGCAAGAUUUUUAAAUCUGUGCUGAGUGGUUGGGCUAUCUGGGGAAGGAUGGUAGAUUUGUCCCAGAGAAAGGAAGAUUUAUUUACAUGCAAUUUAAGUAAUCCCCUCUGAACCAUUAGAAUAGUGUGGGGGGGGUCUGAUUUUCAAUAAAUGUUUAUGGCCUGCCAAUCAAUCACAGGCCAGCAGGUACAUCGAUAAGGCACUGACAGUACUGGCUCUUUGCAGCACACUGUCAUCUGUCUUGCCUUAGGUUUGAGAGGGUGCAGCUUCUAUCUUUGGCCAUUGUAAUGUCUGAAGAACAGAGACUAUCAAGGCUGUGACUGCUGUUGUGGGACCUGUGAGUGGUAUUGAGUAGGGGAAACCAUAGAGGACAGGGAACCCCCUCACUGAACAUUCUCAUUUGUCCUCAUGAGUUGUCACCACCCCCGAAGCCACCAUCCUCCCCUGACACACACUGUUUUGUUGUUGUUUUAAUGAUUCCACUAACAUGUUCUGUCAAAGAGAAGAGAGGGCCAGUGGUGGGAUGUGAGAAUUAUGUGUACCUCUUUUAUUUUGUCUAGAAGAACCGCUGAAGAGAAGCAAUAGAAUCUUGCUAUUAUGGUUGCUUGUGGGGGUUUUAUUUGACAGCAGAAGGUUUUUGUUUUGUUUUGUUUGUUAUUGUUGUUGUUGUUUUGAUUUUUCUGACUCGGUCUCAUGUAGCCCAGCCUGGCUUAGAAAUCUCUGUAACAGAGGAUGACAUUGAACACUUGAUCCUCCUAUCUCCAGCCUCUAACUGCUGGCUUUACAAGUGUGCACCACCAUGCCCAGCAGCAAUAACAUCUUACAUCUGCACCGCGUCUGUGGACUGCUUGCCAUUCUGUCUACUCAUUGUGGUUCCAUUGAUGCAAUUCAUGGAUAAACUCUUGGUUUCAGCACCGUUCUUAGAAUGGCAUUACAAAUUCUCAUAAGCAUUUUAGUUGUAUCCUAUAGGCUUGUCACUUUCUCAUCUGAGACUGUAUAACAGGUGCAUGGGCUUCCCAACCAGAGGAGUUUAUGACUACGGUAGCUAUGAUGGAUGAGAUGGAGUCCUGAGAGAAGGUGGAAUUCCUCCCUUAAUCUGCUGACUUGGUGUGAGGAUCAUUGCCUUCCACCCCUUCCUAGGGGAUGGACAGAGAAGCAGUGUAUGGAACAGACAUCUUACCUGGCACCUAACCAGGACAUGGGCUCUGACAUCUCUAAAAGGCAAAGGAAGAUCUCCAGGAGUAGUGGAUGAUGCCAAGGACACGUGUGGUCCUUGAGAGCACAUUUGGACACCAACUAAUUAAGCAAAACACUUGCUAAAAAUUGCCUUUCACUGUGCACUAGUAUAAAUGACACAUUUUGCUGUGUCUAGAGCAUUCGACUGACUGUCCACAGGGAUUCCUGCUACCAGCCCACACUCUGCAUGCAUGAACUGCUUCCGGAGUGUCCAUGAUGACUAUCCUAAAGUCUUCUCUUUUGACCCUUAUAACAGUGAAUCCUACAAAAAUGGUGGUUACAAAUCUAGCACUUUCUGUUCCAUUACCAGACAAUCUGUUGAAUAGGUUUCAUAUUUUAUCUUCUUCCUUGAAUCCCAAGCAUUCAUAAGCCACAGUUUAGAGGAAAGCAACACCACUGACAACAGAAUUGCUUCCCUUAGGACAAUGGAAUGUUUUAAGAUAGGUCUAUCUGAGUCCAUAGCAACGCCCUUUCUGUUACUCUGCCUCUGGACCAGAAAAACUAAUUCCUAAGAGCUAACAGGAAAUUGGAGGGCCUGGGACAUUACCUGUUCCCCGUGUAAGAGCUUGCUGAAGCACCUAGCAAAAUGGUUUGAUGGCAAUAUCAAGAUGGACCAUUUCCUCCGUGCUUGGGCCAGGACACUGCAAUGGUCUUGAAGCUUCCAAGCCAUCCCAAAUCCUCUUGGACUAACAACAAUGUCUUCAGCAAGAAGCCAUGUAAUGUGACCUCUGACUUGGAGAUCUCUGUCUGGUGUCCAGGAAACAGUGUGUGUUUGUUCGGUUUGGUCACCCUGUCCUGUCUCAAGAUUCUCCAGGCAGGAUUCUGUCUGUUGACCCUUAACCCCAGAGAGGUCCAGUGGCCUUGUGUCUGAGGAGCUAUGUUGGUGUUCAUGCUUUGUGAACCAUAACCAACUCCCUUUUUUAAAAAUAUGGGCUUUUAUGAGAAGCAGACUAGCGAGCCUGACUUUCUAGCUUGGAUGUCAAACCUUACAAAGUCUCUCUAAUCUCUGAUUAGAGACAGGGGGCUGAGUAACAAGUUGCUAACAUGACUCACGUGGGUCUGCCGUCUCUGGCGUAUCUCUCUCCCCUUGAAUCUCUCACCAUUUCCUUCCAGCUCUGUUUGUGAAUGAGUUGCCCUUGUGUCACAUUAUUUUGUCUUACAAAGAUGAUAGGAGCCUGCUGAAAUCCCUUUCAGGGACAGGUCAGUGUUACUCUGACAGAUGGCUGGCAUUACAUCUGCCUUCAUCUCUAUUGUGUAAGUAACUAAGGUUGUGAACCAGGUCAGCGGGGAGGAUGUGGGGUUUGUCAAUUGCAGGUAAAACAUUUGGUAUGUCUGAGAAUGAUGGCACCGCCCGCCCCCAUGUCCCUUUAAAGUGUGUGGCUCUGGUGAACCAGGGACACCCCAUUUGUUUGCUUCCCUGUGUCUUUUCCUGUCCUAGUCCCAUUUAUGCUGAACAACAGUGAACUGAGACAUCCUUUAGACUGAGGCAUUUUGCACACAGCUGUAUCUGGGUAGGGAGGCUCUUGGUUCAGAAGUCCUUUUGUGAGCUUUCAUACAAAGAUUCAGACUUAUAGCUAAAAAUUACCUUUAAGAUAGAAUGUUUUUUUUUCUCCUACUUUAUAACCAUUAGCGAAAUUGGUGAGUGUGUGUGAGCUAUAGAACUCAGCUCUUCUGCAAAUUCCCAAUCAUUUCCCUCUCUUUUUACACAUCUGCCUUACUUCUCCAGAAGAAGAAAAUAAAUCAUUACCAAAGCCCAGUGAGAAGCCCCACUACUUAGUAUCUAUGUACAGUUCACCUCUGCAAAUCAUACCAGGUUCACAGAGGGCUACUGGCCCUCACCAUUGUCACACAGCUAAUCAAAGAUAGAGUCUCCAUUGAUAUUGGACUCAAUGUUGAACGAUUUUCAACUUGACAUUUGGGCAUAAUCAGGAUGGUGAGGUCAGCUUUGGCCAGAGUAGGAUUUUGUAAUAAAGAAUCAUUUGACAGUGAAGGACAAACUAGGUGAUUUCAAAGAACCCUCAGAGAAGGCCGUCUGGGUGUUCCCCAGAGGUGAGCGUUCCCUCUGUCCACCCAGGCUGCUUGUGGCAACUCUGAAAAUAGCCAGUUCCUCUUAGUCAGGAGAGAGAUGAAUACAUGGUUUCUGUCCUGUGUACAUCAGAACACAGUUAGCUCUAUCAUAUGCGGUGACAUUCACAUGCAUAUGUGUGCAAGUUCCAGAACCUGCUGGAUUGUGGUAAGAUGUUCACCCUGAAACACGCUGAUGCCAUGCUUCUCUUCCCCAGCCCCAGAUCCCACCCUAUAGAAUGGGUAUAAUUCAUCCCUUACCACACACUUCUCAGACAUGAGACCUUCCGGAACCUGUGAGGAGUAUUUACUUCACUCCUCAUAAUUUUAAAAGCAAAUUUGUUUUUUAAGGGAGGUGAGAAUCCCACCAUUCAGCUUACUUUCUGGUACUCACAGCCCUUCAGAGUAGAAAGCUAAUCCUUGAGUCUGCUUGGCAUGUUCAGUUGUAAAAACCCACAUUAGCAGCCUGAAUUGAGCUUUUUAAAUUCUGACUCUUCUUUGAACUGUCUGACAAAACAAUGCGGUAGGUUUUCCCUGACUCCUGUUUCUUCUAGGAUAAGGAAUGCCUUGCAAGAGAAAACUCCUGAGGUAAGGGCUCUUUCCUGUCCCAGAGCAUCUGUAUCUGGGUGAUGGUGAGAAUGGAAUGCAUUUUCAUCAGGAGGCGUGGCCACAGUGGCACUCAAAGCUGGGACAGACUAAACACACGAGGGCGGCAUGUCUCCACCCCAUCAAUCAGCUUUGGUUUUUAUGGAACCACGGUCACCGUGAGGCGCAUCUGAACACUCUCCGCGCCUGUUCACCAGGAGAAAGGAUCUCUGAUUUCAUGGUCCAUUUCUGCCUCCAUGUUAAUGAUGACCCCGGAGACAGGUUGAGAUUUUCAGAAGAAGCUCCUAAAUAGCAGGUGUUCUGGACCACAAGUCUUCCAUGCUUAGGCUCACCAACAUGCACUUGCUCUGGUCCCCUAUCAUGCUUUCUGACGGCUACUUAAUUCUUCCCAAAACUUGCAUUUUCUUGUUGCUUCCCUCAGCUUCCUCUGUCUCUUUGAUGCUGCAUGGCUGCCUACACAUCCGUCAAUCUGUGUCACUUUGGGUGUUGCUUGUGUGCCCAUGGGCUGAGUCCAGAGGCCAUUCUUCCUAUAUGUGUUUCUAACUCCUCCACUCAAGGAGAUGGUUUCUUAAAGUCAUCCGUUUGACAAACAAUAGCUCAGCAUGUGAGAGAGAUGGGCAAAAUUAGUCGCAGGUGAAAUCCACUAAUAUACUGACCACUGUAAACCAAGUCAUAUGCUGGUAAGGUUUAUUUGUAAGACCAGGCUUGCUUCAGAAGAAUCUUAUAAUUAGGUGGAGAGAAUAAGCUAUUGCCACGUGAAGGUGAACAACAAGAAAAGGGUUGAAUCACAGAUCAAGACAAUGAAGGAAAACCAGGGUUGGUCAGAUGGAGGCUUUUCAGUUGCGGGAGUGUCUAUAGAGAAGUACAAGGUGAAGGUCCCAGUCUCAGACAGACAUAAGCAGCUAACGCAAAGAAGGGAUUCUGUGAUAGUGACAAUGUCAGUCUUAAUGCAGCUUCCUUCCAGGAGGAGAAAAGGCAGCAUGGCCAGUGGCAACUCCAAGUGUGUCACGUAGCUGGUUUGUUUUCUUAAUUUACUCUAUGAAAUGGCUUUCUCUAAUGGCAUGCCAUUGACGAAAUGCACCAUAAUGUCCCCAUCCAUCACCUCCAAAUGCUUUUGCAUGCAUCAGUUGUUGACUUGUUUUCUCCCGUUCAGCACAUAAAUGAGAGGAAUGAUUUAUCCAAGGCCACCAGUUACUUUUAUAUGGAAUCUGAAAUAGCUCUCUGGAGAAAUACUGCCCUGAGUGCUUCUGUCUUUGUGCUGCUCUGAGCUCCUACUACAAGGUGUCUUUGGCCAGGGAUUGUACUGGUACCCUCCUGAUGACUGUUUCUAGGGAAUCUGGUCCAGAUGUCCACCCAUUUUGACUAUGACUCCUGGACAUGAGAGGUGACAUUUGGUAAGUGUGACCAUGAGUAUGGAGUGUGGAAAUCGGGGCAUUGGCCUUUGUUGUUGUGGGUAAACGUUUAUUGAGCCAUCAGAUGUCUCCCUGCCACCACCCAUGCUCCAACCUUUUCUAAAGUCACAUUCACCACAUAUAUAAAUGAGUACAUUUAUUUUGUUCACUUGCCAACCUGCUUAUUUGACCUCUGUCUCCCCCAUGGUGGCGAUAUCUAGCUUCUUGUCCCUCAGGAUUUUACAAAGAUCAAUAGUGAAUGAUUAAUUAAUUCAUUCUUGCCAGCUAAAGGGCCUUUGAGGGGGUCAGAGUAUGGUACCUCUAAGCAGGACCUAGUACUGUUUCAGAUACAAGAAGGAAACAGUUUACUAGAUUUUUGUCUCUUCAGAUGAUGAUGAUAGUGGACAUAAAUGGGUCAAAGCAUCAAAUGACAGAGAUCUGCACCAUUAAACACAACACUCCUGUCUGUAGCAUUAAUUUAGUGGAGCAAUUCUUAAAGUGCCAUGUUUACUUUCUCAGUUCGUGUCUCAAAAAUUUGUAAAAUGUAAUUUGGACAAUUUCAUCUGAGAAUAUUUGUUGAAAUCAGCUGUGUAGGAACAUGAGAGAUAAAUAUGCAUCACAUGGCUUUGCAUUAAUGUGUUUUUGGAAGGUAUACAUGCUUUCAUCAAUAAUGUGAUGCCCAGUGUAUAACACAUUUACCCCUUAAUAAAACUGAAAUAAAGUGUUCAGCAGGUAAGAACUUUCUUACACUGUUUUCUAAAGGGCUGAAUGACCAGCAUUAAAAAUAUCAGGACACUAGUCCCAGUGGGAACCAUACACUAGUUUCAUAUUUUUAAGAUGUAGAAACUAUGGCAUAUUGGCAUUACAUUCUUCUCUUGAAUUUUUUGUUGUUUAAUGUGUUAUCUUCACAAAGAAAGGUGGUGUUGUUGGGACGAGUAUGCAGGAAUAACAACAAUAAAGAAGUGCAUUUUUCUUUCUUUUA